This is a messenger RNA of Chelonoidis abingdonii (Abingdon island giant tortoise), 3125 nucleotides long. The record is from RefSeq and is a predicted model, not a curated record. NCBI's taxonomy places the organism in Eukaryota, Metazoa, Chordata, Testudines, Testudinidae.
UCGGGACAUGUGCAGAAGCGAAGAGGGCUCAUUGGGCAGGUUCUGCUCUGGCUGCUCCGGGAGCUUUCCCUGCUGCUGCUGCUCAGCCGCUCCCGGGCUCUAGAAAUAGUUUCCCAUCCCAAAAUGCUCCGGUCGCUACAGCGGCUGGCUAAGAGGCGAGCGCUGCCUCCCUCGCCCGCGGCGUAGGGAGCCCGGAGGGACCCAGGCGGAGUGCGACCUGUCUGUCUAACCCUUGGAUAAGCUGCCUGCAUUCUGAAGCAGCUCCCGCUCUUCCCAGCCGUCUCCAUAGACUGUGCGCCCUCUUGUUACCACCCUUUUCUGAUUUUCCUUUCCUUGUGCUCUGCCCUCUGGACUUCUGUUGCUGGGGUAUUUUUGGAGGGGCGGCUGGAUGGAGAAUGGUGGUUGGAUUGUCCAUUCCAUUAGUAAGAUGUGGGGCCAAAUGCUGCCCUUCCUUAAACGCCAUAAUUCUGCCCUACCCUAAGCAGAUGUGUCCCAGCUAACAUCAGAAUGCCUGUUUCUGCCCCUGUAAAUCCCAUGCAGCCAGAUCAGACUGGAGGAAUGGGGUCAGGCCAGGACAAAUUAAGCUCCUUGCUUCAGCUUGUGACACCAAACUAACAUGCUGCCUCUGUAGAUUGUGCAGACUGUAAGAAAAAACAGGGAUGCCCAUUUUAUGAAGUGCUUUGAUCAGCAGUUAAAUGGUAUAUGCUGAUAUUUUAAAUUGUGUAAUUAGGCAUCAGAGUUAACAGCCCAUAGAGAUGAAUGGAGUAGUUCACAUCUCUGAGCUAUUGUUUCAGGCUUGCUUGCUUUAUUUAUUUGUUUUUGUAGACUCAAGAAGAAAUCACUAAAUCAGUCUACAUUCACUUCAGAAUCUGAAGUGUUUUUUGUCUUUUGUUUCUGCAACCCAUUUGUUUGUGUACAACCAAUUGAGCCAAGAUUGUAGCAGAAUUUGGCCCUGUGACUUUAGAUUUCACAGCAAUAUCGGGAAAAGUUCCACUGUAGACCAUGCCUGUCCCUCCCCCUCCAGCUCCUCCGCCUCCCCCAACUCUUGCACUGGCAAAUACCGAAAAGCCUUCCUUAAACAGGUCCGAACAAGCGGGGCGAAAUGCUCUCCUAUCUGAUAUUAACAAAGGAAAAAAGCUAAAAAAGACUGUUACUAAUGAUAGAAGUGCCCCUAUUCUAGACAAACCCAAAGGAUCUGGUGGUGGUGGUGGUGGUGGUGGCGGCAGUGGUGGAGGAAGUGGCGGAGGAGGAGGUGGUGGUGGCGGUGGUGGCUAUGGCGGAGGAGGACCACCUGGCUUAGGAGGCCUGUUUCAGUCAGGAAUGCCAAAGCUCAGAUCUGCAGCAAAUCGAGAUACAGAUUCUGGAGGAAACAGACCUCCCAUGCUACCACCAGGAGGAAGAACAACAUCUGCCAAGCCUUUUUCACCUCCAGGUGCCGUAGGGAGAUUUCCAGGGCCUUCUUUGGGGCAAAGAAGUACCGCUGCCGAACCACAGAGAAACCGAAUGCCACCUCCGAGACCUGAUUUUGGUUCCAAACCAGAUACAGGACCUCCUCCAGUGCCAAAUACUCUGAGACCCAUUCCAUCAAGUUUACACAACAGAGUAUCCCCUCCUGUGCCAGGAGCAAACAGGCAAACCAGUGCAGGGCCUAUCCCUCCAUCUUUCCCAGGAAACAGAAAUACAGGAUUCGGAGGAUCUAUUCGCCAGUCGACUCCAAGUUCCUCACCUUCUUUCUCUAACAGACCUCCCCUUCCUCCUGCACCUGGCAAGUCAACAGAUGACAAGCCCCCGCCGCCACCACCUCCAACAGGAAACAGGGCAUCCAUCAACCGGGAACCUUCUUUUCCACCUCCACCACCUCAAAACAGUAAACCUCCCGUUCCUUCCACACCUCGGCCAUCCGCUGUCUCACAGGCUCCACCCCUGCCUCCAGGCAGACCAGGCUUACCUCCAGUUCCACCCAUUUCCAGUGGAAAUGAUGACAUGCCACGUCUUCCACAAAGGAAUCUCUCUCUAGGUUCUCUUGCUCCUCCCAGCUUGCCUGGGGCAGGUCGAUCUGGGCCUCUUCCUCCCCCUCCAAAUGAGCGGCCUCCUCCUCCAGUAAGAGAUCCUCCUAGCAGAUCAGGACCCCUUCCACCUCCUCCCCCUGUAAACAGAAAUGGCAGCAUUUCACGGGCAUUGCCUGCUACUCCACAGCUGCCUUCCAGGGCAGGAUUAGAAAACCAGAGAGGUGGACCAAGGCCUCCACUUCCUCCUGACAGACCUGGUUCCGGAGCUCCUCCACCACCACCUCCUGCACCAUCAGCAAUCAGAAAUGGCUUCCCGGACUCGUCAUGUGAAGAUGAGUGGGAAAGCAGAUUUUCCUUCCAUCCGAUAUCUGACCUGCCACCUCCAGAGCCAUAUGUUCCAAUGAACAAAAGUUACCCCAGUAAACUAGCAAGGAAUGAAAGCAGAGAUGGCUCUGGCCGAAGGGAAAGAGGUGUCCCACCGCUCCCACCUAUACCAAGGUGAAGUGGACUUCCAGCCCUUCUCAGGGUGACUGCUGGUUUUAGAUUUCUCUUGAAUUACUUCUCACGCCCAUGUCAUUGGAAAGUUGCCUCUUCUGCUUUGUUUCCACUUUUGGCUUGUGAUUAGGGGUAAUUUGAGUAUCUGUUAGAGAAGUAAGGUACAGUUUAUGAACAAUAGUUGCUUAAAACUAUAGAUUUUACUUGCUUAUAUAGCAGGCUGUCAUGAAAGGCAUUUUGGGGACCAUAUAUAACAAUAUACAUAUUCUUACUGGGUCCCGUCCUGUUCCCAGUGACCUUGGUAGGAGUUUUGCCAUUGAAUUCAACAAGAGCAGGUGCAAGCCCCCUAACUAGUUUGUGGGACAAAGUCCAAUAAUUUACUGCUGUCUGCCCGGAAAUGAAUCACAUGGGGAUGGCGCACAUAUGAGAUUCCCUUGGAUCUUUUUUUGCAUGCUUCAAUGCCCUAUCCUGCUUCUGCAUGCUACUGCUCAACUUUAUGUGAGUCUGCAAGUUAAUAGUUCAACCCAAAUUCUUUUGACCAUAGUUUAGCCCAGGGGUCGGCAACCUUUCACAAGUGGUGUGCCGAGUCUACAUUUAUUCACUCUAAAUUAAGGUUUUGCA